Molecule: messenger RNA, 333 nt
Organism: Closterium sp. NIES-65
Lineage: Eukaryota; Viridiplantae; Streptophyta; Zygnematophyceae; Desmidiales; Closteriaceae
Source: the annotation of a GenBank genome assembly
AUGGUGCAUGCUGACGUCAUAAAGAGCCUUGCAUCCCUGGCGUUGGCAUGCACUGCCAUGCCCGCUGCCUUGCGCCCCUCCAUGGCCAAAGUGCUCUCACAGCUGAAGCAGCUGCACGAGGAGGUGGUGAGGCGGGAGGGGGAGAGCGGAUUGCAGCAAGGGAGUGUGCUUGGAGUACUGGGAAUGGGGGGAGGGAGUUGGCUGGGGAGGGAGAACCGUGUGAGCCCUGCAGCUGAGUCCACGGUAAGGAGUGUGAGUGCGGAGAGGGGAACGAUGGAUGACGAAGGCAGUCCUGAAGAGGAUGAGAGCUUGACUGUUGAUUACCAGUACUGA